Molecule: messenger RNA, 1197 nt
Organism: Malassezia globosa CBS 7966
Lineage: Eukaryota; Fungi; Basidiomycota; Malasseziomycetes; Malasseziales; Malasseziaceae
Exons: 1
Coding region: 1-1197 (398 amino acids)
Biological process (GO): regulation of glucose metabolic process; protein phosphorylation
Cellular component (GO): mitochondrion
Molecular function (GO): pyruvate dehydrogenase (acetyl-transferring) kinase activity
Source: RefSeq, a predicted model, not a curated record
AUGGCGUCCACGCUGCGCAAUGGCAUGCGCUUUGCGGUGUAUGGUGUGCCAAUGAAUUUACUUGCACGAUCUCUGGAGAAUACGCCACAACCUAUUACGUUGCCAUAUUUGUUGGCACAUGGUGGACAACCAGGCAAAGCGCCCACGACUGAUGAACUGCUCCGAUCGGCUAAAUACACACAACAGGAAUUGCCUGUGCGUCUUGCUCGGCGAGUGCGACAGUUUUACUCGCUUCCUUUUAUAAUUGGCACCAACCCGUACAUCCAAGAAGUCGCUAGGUUAUAUGCGUCUUCAUUCCAACAACUGGCAGAAUUUUCGCCUGUCCACACGCUGGAGGACAAUGAUCGUUUCGCUCAGAAGCUUCGACUACUCGUGGAAGAGCACGCAGAUCUGGUGCCUACGUUAGCGCGCGGAUUUAUGGAGUGUAAAAAAUACAUGGAUUCUGUGCGCAUAUCGAAAUUUCUUGAUGCAGCGUUGCACAGUCGUAUAGGCAUACGAAUUAUUGCCGAGCAGCACCUGGCCCUUUCAGAAGCCGCGAGAAAGUCCAGAGAUGGCGCUGAUGUAUCGAGUUUAUCUAAGUCGCCUACUUCUGUGGGUAUUAUAGACACGCAGAUGUCGCCCGUGUACGUGAUCCGAUCUAGUGGCGAGUAUGUUCGUGCACUAUGUGAGGCGACAUACGAUAUGGCACCAGAGAUCAAGUUUGAGGGUGAUUUGGAAGCACGAACUGUCGGCAUCCCUGUACAUUUGGACUAUGUAAUGACGGAGUUACUGAAGAAUUCGUUCCGUGCCACGACUGAGACAUUCCUCACACGGCAUCCAGGUGGCUCGGCUGAAGAUAUGCCUCCGAUAACCGUAACACUUGCAAGUGCUCAAGGACAUAUUACUGUGCGCAUACGUGAUGAAGGCGGUGGAAUUCCUCCGGAAAACAUGUCGCAGAUUUUCAGUUACGCCUUCACCAGUGUCCAACCCCAAGAUACCAACGAAUCAAUGGCCGGCGACGAUAGUGACGUAACGGGCAGUGCAUUGAGCAGUAGCAUGGGUACACUAGCUGGCCUUGGUUACGGCUUGCCCCUGUCGCGCCUAUACUUGGGAUAUUUUGGAGAAAGCAGUCUCGACAUUAUGAGUUUGUACGGAUAUGGCUGCGACACAUUUGUCAAAUUAUCCAAGCAUAUUGGUGAGUCGAAAGUGCAGAUUUAG